AUGGAGUUAAUUAAAGAAGUAAAGGAUAAUAAUUCAACAUUACAAAAUAACAUUCAAAUUUCAGUUACAGACAAUAAUUUUUAUCAAAAUUUAGUUGAGUUUAAUCUAAAUUCAGAAAAAUCUCUACAAAUCUAUCAAGAUUAUAAGAAUAAUUUAAAAAAUUAUAGCAACUUUAAUAAUAAUUUAGAAGUAGAUAAAUUUGGAAGUAGAUACAAAUUAGAGGAUAAUUCAGGGCAUGAAAAUGAAUUGGUAUAUAAAUUGAAAAAUGGAGAUAAAUUAGAAGAUUGUGACAAAUUAGUGAAUAGCUUAGAAAGCAGAAAUAAAUUUGAUGAUGAUGAUGAAUUAAUAAAUAGUCUGAAAAGCAAAAAUAAAGUUGAGAACAAUAAUGAAUUAGGGAAUAGUUUGGAAAGUAAAAAUGAAUUUGAGAACAAUAUUGAAUUAGAAAAUAGAAAUAGUUUAGAGGGUAGUGAUAAGUAUAUGAGCAGGCUUAAGUAUAAAGAUUCUAAUAAUAAGUCAGAGAGUGAUAGUAAUAAUUCAACUAUAAGAGAUACAAGUAAUAUAGAUAUUAAAG
Cetraspora pellucida is the source of this 571-nucleotide messenger RNA. The record is from the annotation of a GenBank genome assembly. NCBI's taxonomy places the organism in Eukaryota, Fungi, Glomeromycota, Glomeromycetes, Diversisporales, Gigasporaceae.